UUUCCUCACUGUUGGUGCAACCUCUCUUUCUCGAGUCUGGUUUGUCUUUCCUUUUACCCUACUUUCCUCGGUUUUGGACUACAUUUUUUCCAAGCUCAGUCCAUUUCCUCUCUUCUCUCAUACCACACCCUAUUUCAUUGGCUCUCUUUUACAUUUCCCUUCUAUCUAAUUCAACCAGUGCAACCUAACUUAGACCGGCAACCAUGCCAUCAGAACUGGAACGAGCAAUGGAGUCCAUGAUCACUGUGUUCCACAAGUAUGCUGCUAAGGAGGGCAAUGGCAACACUCUGAGCCGCCGUGAGCUAAGGGACCUGAUGGAGAACGAGCUCUCUGGCUUCCUCAAGUCUCAGAAGGACCCAGCCACAGUAGACAAGAUCAUGAAGGAUCUGGACUCCAAUGGUGAUGGAGAGGUGAACUUUGAGGAGUUUGUUUCUCUAGUUGUGGGCCUGUCCAUCGCCUGUGAACAGUGCUACCAGAUGCACAAGAAGAAGAUGGGGAAGUGAGGGAUGAAAAGAGGAGAGGAGGAAGGGGCGUGGAGAAAAGGGUUCUAGUUUUCACUUUUGUAAUGAUCACACUGUCCAUUAAACACAAAGACCAAGGA
Molecule: messenger RNA, 601 nt
Organism: Salmo salar (Atlantic salmon)
Lineage: Eukaryota; Metazoa; Chordata; Actinopteri; Salmoniformes; Salmonidae
Source: RefSeq, a predicted model, not a curated record